Messenger RNA from Rhincodon typus (whale shark), 4322 nucleotides. It is a transcript of the gene zbtb1, whose product is annotated as zinc finger and BTB domain containing 1. Gene Ontology annotation, biological process: negative regulation of transcription by RNA polymerase II; regulation of cytokine production; regulation of immune system process. NCBI's taxonomy places the organism in Eukaryota, Metazoa, Chordata, Chondrichthyes, Orectolobiformes, Rhincodontidae. The record is from RefSeq and is a predicted model, not a curated record. The transcript has a single exon. Gene Ontology annotation, molecular function: protein binding. Bases 37 to 2064 code for a protein of 675 amino acids.
CUGGGUUGAUUGACUGGACCAGCGGCUGGGUCCACGAUGCCAAGGCUGAGUCACAGUGAGUACGUUCUCCAACAGCUCAACAAUCAGAGGGAGUGGGGCUUUCUGUGCGACUGCUGCAUCAUCAUUAAUGACAUCUACUUCCGAGCUCACCGUGCCGUGCUGACUGCGUGCAGCUCCUAUUUCCGAAUGAUGUUCAUCAGCCAGCAGCAGCUGACGGGGAACCUGAGCCUGAGCAAUGUCAACAUCAGUGCCGAGUGCUUCGACCUCAUCCUGCAGAUCAUGUACCUGGGGAGGCUGGUCGGUGUCCCCUCGGACUUUGAGGAGCUGCGAUCCGCCAUGAUCUUCCUACAGCUCUACUACGUACCCAAGAGCCUGGACGAGCUUCAGCAGCAGAGCGACAGCAAGGCCGCGCUGUCCCCGCCAGCGGCUGUGGCCCAGCAGCCGAGAGGCGCCAUGAUGUUCGGGGUGCGGAUGUACGAGGAGCCGCCGGGGGAGCCAAGCAAGAGGAGGCGGCGGGAACCGAGCCCCGAGGUGAACGGGCUGUGCAACGCCCCCACGGCUCCCCAGCUACCACCCCCGGCCGUUUCCGAGGCCCCAGCCCGGAAGCAGGGUCGCCCGGGCCCAAAGGGCAGGCUUCACCCCCGCUUCGGCAAGCGCUACACGUGCGACUGCUGCGGCUUCGUCUUCAGCUGUGAGAAGCUGCUCAACGAGCAUGCGCUGACCUGCAACAGCCGGCGCGCCCCCGCGCCUUGCGACGGGCCGGAGCACGAGGGCCAGCCCCAAAAGGCGGGUCCCAGCGGGCGGCCCGACUCGGAGGAGCUGCCGACGCCGCCUGAGGGUAACGGCGGCCACCUGGCGGUGAAGACGGAGCCCGAGGACAUGGCGGCCGUCGACCUGCGCGACAUCACCGUGGUGCAGGUGGCGGAUGACGGCGAGCUCGCCUCAGACGAGGAGGAGGAGGAGGAGGAGGAGGCCCUGGCCCCCCUCGAGGGAGCUGGCAAACUCCGCGCCCACUUCCCGGCGGGGGGCAGCGGUGGGCACCGGGCAUUGGAGGGUCACCCCAAGUGGGCCGAGAAGGAGGAGGAGGACGAGGAGGAAGAGGAAGAGGACGAGGAGGAGGAAGAGGAGGAGGAAGGGGGCACCUUGAAGAUGGAGCCACGGGAGGGAGGAGACAGCAGCCCCCUGGGCCCAGCCUGUGAGCUCUGUGGGGUGGCCCUGCCCGAGAGUGAGCGCACUGCCCACUAUGUGGCCCAUCAUGUGGAUAGCGUGUGCGCCUGCGGCAAGUGUGGCAGGCUCCUGGUGAAGGGGGGGCACCUGCAGGACCACGCCGAGCGCUGCCUGGGGGGCAAUGACGUCCUGUACCCCUGGCAGGCCGACGGAGGGCAGCCCGCUCCCCCUUCCAACCCAGCGCUGCCCGGAGACCCGCCCCCGGGCCCACAGCUGGCCAGGUUCACCUGCCACGUGUGCGGGGCCAGCUUCAAGCAGCGGUGCCAGCUGCAGGAGCACAUGUACCGGCACGUCGGCCGCCCCUUCCAGUGCUCGCAGUGCGCCCGGGCCUUCGACCAGGAGAAGCUGUGGGUGGAGCACGUCUCCCACUGCAUGUUCGGCCAGGCACCCCGCGAGACCCCACCGGAGAGGGUGGACAGGCGGAAACAUGUGUGUAACCUCUGCGGCAAAGCCUUUUACCAGCGGUGCCACCUGCGGGAGCACUUCACCACCCACACCAAGGAGAAGGAGUUCGCAUGCCAGAUCUGCGGCAAGGAGUUCCUGCGGGAGCGUCUGCUUCGACUGCACCUGGACAUGCACCGGGGGGAUGCCCGCUAUGUCUGCCCUAGGUGCGGCCAGGGCAGCUACCGCAAGCAUGACCACCUACGGCACAUGGUGUCCCACCUGGUGGGCCAAGAGGUCAUCUGCGAGGUCUGCUUCCAGGUGUUUGGGGAUGGGGAGCUGCUGGAGCGUCACACCGAUGUCCACCUUCACACCUGUACCUUGUGUGGGGACAAGUUCAAACUGAAGAAGGAGCUGACUAUGCACCAUCUGACCAGCCACACCAAAAAGCUGUGAGUGACCAUCCCCUGUCCUCCUCCUCACCUCCUAAAGUAUUCUGCUGGACCUGCUGUAAAUCUGCCUGGAAUCUGUCUUCAGUGGGAUGAUUCCUCUCCCCAACCCCAUCACCUUUUUGGUUGCACUGGUGGAGCCCUCACCCAUGCUAUCCACAGGAGAACUGAUCACAGCACGGCCCGGUGUUCACCAUGUGCCCCGCCCCCCCCCCCCACCACAACCACUUCCCAGAACAUUACGACGGACACUGGAGAAAUUCAGCAGGUCCAGCAGCAAAGAGAUAAACAGAGUUAAUGUUUCAAAGUCUUCAGAAAUGUCCCUCGCUCCAACUGUCACCAUUACUAACUCAAAGUGAGAUCAUAUUUCUCAGGACCGGGGAUACUAUAGGAUGGUUUGACUCAGUAUCACUGAUAUACAAAGGAGGAGCUGACACUGGUGACUUUAAUUCCAUAAUGUAAUGCUCAGAUUUAUCAAGUAUAUCUCACUGAUUAUUAUGUGAAAUUUGGGAACCAAGACCUGGAUGGUGCUUUCUCCAUUGUAAUGGCGAUCGACAAUUUGCACGUGGCUGUAGGAAUGCACUGUAUUUUUGAAAUAAUGUCCACCUUUUCCAUUUCUGAAUGACAGUCUACUUUUAUUUCUCAGUCAGCGAGUGUUCCUGCGAUUCUGUCAAACACUCAGUAACAGGUUUUUGUUGUGCAGCAGCACUGGGAGUGACAACUGACAGAGGGACAUGUGAACCUGAAAUAAAAACAGAAUGCUGGAGAAACUCAGCAGGUCUGGAGAGAGAAACAGAAUUAAUGUUUCAAAUCUGGUAUGACUUUUCUUUAAGUUCUGAAAGUUAAUUCUGUUCUACGCUGACCUACUGAGUUCCUGCAGCAUUCUCUGUGUUUGUUUCAGAUCUCCAGCAUCCACAACACUGCUUUUACAUCUCGACCUGUGUCUAAACAUCAACUGGAGAAGGCCGAAUUGUUCUGUUUGAAGCAGAGACAGUUAAGGGAAGAUUUGAAUGCUGCAUUCCAAAUUACUGUCUAGGUUUCUGACAGGGUAACCAGAAACUGCUUCCAGAGGAAGGAUACAGAGUGGCUGUAAUUAGUAAAAGUAGCAGACAGGAAGCUGAGUCUUAGAUCUCUGUGGCAUGGAAAAAGGCCUUUGGCCUAUCAGCUUGAAUGCCUUGACAUCACAGUUACACAUCUAAACACUUUGUCAAUGUGAUGGGGGUUUCUCCCUCUACCAGCCUUACAGGCAGUGAGUUCCAGAUUCUCACCACUCUUGAGUAUAAAAGUAUUUCCUUAUGUCCCCGGUUGUCAAUCCCUCCAUCAAUGGGAAAAUUUUCUUCGUGUCUACCUUAUCUGUGCCCUUCAUAAUUUUAUACAUCUCAAUCAUGUUCCCCACCUCCCCACUUCCAGGCUCCUGUGCUCCCGGUCUGUCCAAUCACUCUUCAGGCAAUAUCCUGGUAAAUCUCCUUCUGCACCCUCCAGUGCUAUCGCAUCCCUCCUAUAAUGUGGAUUCCAGAACUGCACACAAUGCUCUAGGUGUGGCCUAACCAAAGUUUUUUUUUAACAGUUCUAGCAUAACCUCCCUGCUCUUGAACUCUGUGCCUUGACUAAUAAAGGCAAGUAACCCAUAUGCCACCUUGACCACUUUAUCGACCAGUCCUGCUACCAUAAGGGACUGGUGUACAUGCAAAGCAAGGUCCCUCUGAUCCUCAGUGCAUCACGGUGUCCCACUGGUCGUUCUGUAUUCCCUUGCCUUGUUUGACCUGCAGGAUUGAACAGUGGCUGGUGCUGAUGGAGUAAUCUGACUCUAAUGUCCCAGAGCCAGGUCUGCUGUCCUGGAGCUUCUUGAUUGCAGGGUCUCUUACCAACUUCCUGUGUGUCCCCCCCCCCCCGGUGAUGAUGAGAGGAGCCAUGGGAUCCGAGCACUCACUCCAAGAAUAUAGCAGCAGCUGCUUUCCAGGCAAUUCUUUUACCAGUUCUCUGUGCCUCCCUCCCUCUUCAUCAGCCAUCUCUGUCUUUCACUUGAUUUCUUGGAUGUUGUGUGCUGUCCCUUUCAUCGCCAAUUUUGGACAAUCAGAAGACAACAUUGCUGAUUUAAGGAGUCAGAAUGUUUGCAGGUUGUAACCAGCUGAUUCAUUGGAUCUCGCCUUACAGUAGCAGUACAAAAAAGUCAAUUAUGAAUCGAUGUCCUGUUUAGAGACUGGCGGUAGAGUAUUUUUUAUUCCAUUUUUAAUAAAAUGUUCAGUACGUAUGCAGCAACACUAA